Messenger RNA from Cajanus cajan (pigeon pea), 2554 nucleotides. Its product is annotated as protein indeterminate-domain 5, chloroplastic. The record is from RefSeq and is a predicted model, not a curated record. Gene Ontology annotation, molecular function: DNA-binding transcription factor activity. Gene Ontology annotation, cellular component: nucleus. Lineage: Eukaryota; Viridiplantae; Streptophyta; Magnoliopsida; Fabales; Fabaceae.
AUUGAGCACAAUCUGGAAAAAAGUUUCAAGAGAGAAAAAUAAAUAAAAUUAAGUAAAAUGGUGUGUGCCUAUGUGUUGGUGUAUCUGCAUGACACCAAAUCAGUGGAAGAGACUCACAAAACCACUACCUCAAAAUUUCUCAUUUAAAACAAGCCAACUUGGGAGGAAAUUAACAUAUCAAGUGGCCAUGGGGGGCUGAUUUCCCUUUUCUCCCUCUUCAAUUCCUAUCUCUCUCUGCUUCAAAAGUUUUCUUUUUUUCUUCAAAAGUUCUUCCCUUUAUGUUUCCCUUCCACUUCUCUGUAAGGUCAAAGGGAAUUCAGAUUUCUUUGCCUUUGAGCUUUGAGAUUGGGGAUAAGAAUUGAAGGACUCAACAACUGCAUGUGGGUUUUCCAGAAUUCUGAUUCAUGUGUGAGGUUUGGAAUCAAGGAGGGAAAAGAAACACUCACUUCCUCUGAAGCAGAAGAUAUUGUUGACACACACUUUGAGAAGAUUUAAGGUUAAUUAUAUAUAGAGGGUUUGCUAUUUAUAAGACAUGGCAGCACCUUUUUCUGCAGCGUCACUCUUUGGAAUCAGAGAAGAGGAUCAGAAUCAGACGAAGCAGCAGCAUUCCUCAACACCAUCAUCAUCAACCACUCCAGCUGCACCACCCCAGAAGAAAAGGAGAAACCAACCUGGAACACCAAAUCCAGAUGCAGAGGUGAUAGCACUAUCUCCAAAGACGCUAAUGGCAACAAACAGGUUCAUAUGUGAAGUGUGCAAUAAAGGGUUCCAAAGGGAGCAAAACCUACAGCUGCACAGAAGAGGACACAACUUGCCUUGGAAGCUAAAGCAGAAGAGUACAAAAGAGCCAAAGAGAAAGGUUUAUCUGUGUCCGGAGCCCACAUGCGUUCACCAUGACCCUUCAAGGGCUCUUGGAGACCUCACUGGCAUCAAGAAACACUACUCUCGCAAGCACGGUGAGAAGAAGUGGAAGUGUGACAAAUGCUCCAAAAAAUAUGCUGUUCAAUCUGAUUGGAAGGCACACUCCAAAACCUGUGGCACAAGAGAAUAUAGAUGUGACUGUGGCACCCUCUUCUCCAGACGUGACAGUUUCAUCACCCACAGAGCCUUUUGUGAUGCAUUGGCACAAGAAAGUGCAAGGGAGCCACCCAACCUGAGCAGUGCCAUAAGCAACCAACUAUAUGGGAACAGUAACAACAUGUCCUUAGGCUUAUCCCAAAACAUGUCCCUCCAAGACCAAAACACACAAUCUAGUGACCUAUUGCGUUUUGGCAGUGGUGCAAGAACUGGUCAAUUUGACCACAUUCUGCCACCAACCCUUGCCUCACCCUUCAGACCAUCCUCACACCAAACCAUGCAAACCCCUCCAUUCUUCAUGCCAUCAGAAUCAAACCAAAACCAAAGCCAAAACUACCAUGACCACCAACAAGGGUUAAUCUCAAACAAGCCUUUCCAAGGACUAAUACAAUUAUCUGACCUCAACAACAAUAUUAAUACCCCUUCUGGCUCCAACCUCUUCAACCUUCCCUUUCUAUCCAACCGAGCCAACAACAACAACAACAGCAACUUCUCUGAUCAGGAACAACACUUCAACACUACCGAAGGCUCCAAUUUCUUCUCAGAAAGCACCAUCAUUGGCACUGAUGAUCACCAAACAAGCUCCACCACUGCCCCUUCUCUCUUCAGCACCUCUCUUCAAAACACCACCAACUUUUCCCACAUGUCCGCAACCGCACUGCUUCAGAAAGCUGCUCAAAUGGGUGCUGCAAGUUCCAGCAACAACAACACCAACACCAACACCAACACCACCAACACCAGUGCCUCCUCUCUUCUCAGAAGCUUAGCUUCCAAAUCUGAUCACAGGCCACUCAGUCCUGCAAACUAUGCAACCAUCUUCAACAACAGCGUUCAAGAAAUGAUGAACAUUCCGGGGUUUGAAGCGUAUGAUCAUGGCAUGAACAAAGAACCGAAACUGAGCGUUGGAGCCUCUGAUAGGCUCACGAGGGACUUUCUAGGAGUUACACAACAACAACAACAACAACGUGGGUUCAACAUGAGUUCUUUGGAAGCAGAGACAAAUAAUGCUGCGCCGUCAGGUCAAUCUUUCGGAGGUGGAGGGAACUUUCAGUGAAGUACAAAAGGAAUGUCAACUUGUUCCAUUGAAAAUUGACUAAUUAGUCCAUCAGUUUCGGUUUUCGGGAGCAACAUAUUUUGUGGAAGCAUAUUGGAGUUUCUGUAUAGAGCUAGCUAGAAUCAAGAUUUUCAAACAAAUGAAAAUUGACUUCCUUGCAUCAUCAUACUGUGGAAGCAUAAGCAAAUUUGGUAUUAGGAUUUCAAACAAAACUUGUUCCAAAAUUUUCAUGGUAUAACUCAGUAGAUUUUCAGCUUUCGAAAAAAGAAAAAGAAAAAAAGAUAAUUAAGUAGAUUCUGUUAUUAGACAAUGCUUUGAUAUGUAAAUGGCCAGGAAUACCAGUCAUAACGCUUUAUAUGCCAUUGCGAUAUAUAUAAAGCAACUUCGUUUCUCUAUAUAUCUAGAAAGGAAUCAUUCUUAGCC